AUGCACAAAUUUUCUAGUGUUCACUUUAUAAUGGAUGCAUCGGCAUCAACAAAACCAGAUGCCGAUAUUAGCAAUAUGUAUGGUUUCUUUUUAAAAAUAGACGACAGCAAUUACGCCGCACCAAUGCAAAAGAGCACAGUUACUAAGUACACGAAGCUUCCAGAUUUUGAUUUUGACUCCAAAGUGUCAUGGCCCGCACACAGCUACACACUUCAGCCAAGAUUAAGACGCAUCAUCACACUUGAAGAUGAUGACGGUCUACUGACUGGAAAUAGUUCCUUGAAGUCACAUUUGACUGGUCCACCCAGGAUGAUGGCUACUCCAGCUGGUCCGAAUUACACAAACAGAAAAAUUGUCACUAUCACUGAAGAUGAUGAGAAUGACCUUCACCCUAAAUUUUCUAAGGAUAAAAAGCCACAUCCUGCAAAAACAGCAAAUAGAGCUGUGGUAGCUGACAUAAAAGAGAAACCACAGUCCCCCAGUAGAACCACAUCAAGGUUUUCUACUUCAACUAAAUAUUCUAAAGAAGUAAAAACAAGUGCCAAAGUAAACAGUGCAUAUAAUAAGAAAGAAGUGGUUGCCACUGUACAAAGUCACAGAAACAGAAAGAGUAAUAGUCCAAGUCCUGAUAAUAAUAAAGCAAAAAAUGUGAAAGAGAAAGAAACAUCAAGAAGAAAUUUGAAUGCAACAUCAAAAAUUAGUGUAAGCAAAAACCAUGUAGCACCAAGUGAAAGUGAUAAAGAAUUAACAAAAAUAAAACAUAUGCUAUAUGACAAUUUAAAAAGCAAAUCAGCAACUUGUAAACGAACUGUAGAAAAACCCAAAACAAACAAAUUACCAUAUUUACAAAACAGGUCUAAAGCAUCAUUUACAAAAGAUGUCACAAAUAAGGAGAGAGCUCUGACAGUAAUACAUGUUCCACUUGAUGACAAGUACAAGAAGAAAGACAAAAAGUCCGCUACUGUACCCUACGUGGACCCGGUCAUAACCACUGUCGACUGCUGUAUCGAAACUGAUGACAUCGUCCGAUAUAAAGAUGCGGAUGUGUCCACUGACCCGAUGCCAACACCGAUACACCGCGACACAGCAAUGGAAGAUUUUGAAAUCAAUACAAUAACUAGAUGCGAAAGUACUAUGCAAACGGAUCCUAACAAACUAACAUUCGAUAGUCUCGAAAUACCAAAUGUAUCGUUAACAAAGGAUAAGUGCGAACCCAAAGAGGAUCCUAAAAUCUUAAAGUCAACAUCUUUGCCAAAUCUUGAAGUACCGCCUUUAAAAAUAGUCCCUCAUAAUGAAGAAGCGAAUUCCAGUGAUACAAGUUUUUGUCAAAGUACCUCUUUUAUUAUUAGCCACGCUACGUUAACAUACACUACUAAGCAAAAGUUCAACUUCCAAAUAGUUGGUAGCGACGACGAAGUCAAACCAACUCUUCCGCCUAGUCCAUUAGAUUACCCUGUGAGUGUUGUGUCUGUGUUCAAGAAUGAAUUGAAAAAUAAGAACGUGAAUGAAAGCGAAUCUUCAGAUGAUUCGUACAACAAAAAGGAAACUACAAAAGAGGAAGAAUAUCUAAACCGUUUGAAUGAACUGAAGACUCUUAAUUGCUCGUACGUCUUUAACAAAUUAAUGAAACCGUCGGAUAUAAUUAGCACAAUAAGAGUUAAUAACGGUCUAUUACACAACGACUAUAUAUGUGAGCAGUUCCAGAGGGAACUCAACUUUAUAGAUUCAUUCUUUGAAUCGCUACAGUACUUGGAGAGUUGCUCCCUCUCUGACAAAUGUUACUCUGAAAACAAAGUAGAGAACUUUGUCAAUAAUUCUGCGUUAUUUGACUCCACAUUCGAUGUAAAGAAUUCAGAGUACGACAAUUUCUUAUCGAAACUUGAAAAUGGCGCGAAUAUUGACGACACCGAAACAAUGGCAUCAAAGAGUCUUUGUCUGCUUAAUUUACUCAUUCGCGAUGAGCAAAGACGAGCAAAAAAUCUCUUAUUCGUAUUGAAAAUGCGAGAAGAUGCGCUAAAAGACUUUACGAAAUCUCAAAUACUUUGGUUAGAGAAGAAGAAAAAGCACGACAACACGGAUAUAUCGACGUUGAAGAAGAAACAGCGCGGUGCAUUGCUCAAGCUGCAACACGAAUGUGGGGAGAUGCAACGUAUGCGCAAAGCUUUACUCACACUCUCAGAGAAACGCAAGGUCGCCCUUAUGAAAACCAAGAAGAAUAUAGAGUUGAAACUUAAAAAUAACGUCGAUGUUGAACAGAUAAUUCUUGGUAAGAAGAAAUUAAAAAGAAGCUCCAGCUUCGAUAGGAACGCUGCUCCCUUGAAAUGUUUUGAUUUGUCGAGCAGUGGGUGUGAGGAGAGUACCACCUCCAAAGUGAUCUCAGAUGCAUCUCUGAUCCCGGUGGAGGUCCAUGGCUCGGCGGUGAGUGUGCUUAGUGCCGAGAAGUACGUACAGACCAGCGACACGACGAGCAAUUUACUCAUGGACCACGCCACCGACACUGCCGCAGAGAACUUUGUAGUAGUUGAUGGUGGAUACCUAAACAUACUGUUUCAUAACCUGACUCUUCCGCAAAUUUUCAGCAGUGGAAAACAGUAUGAGGUUAACGAGGAAGCCUUGAGAAAUAUAGUUCACUCAGCGAAUAGUCACAACACUAAUAUGAGUGGUAGUGAUGUCGUUGAAAAGCUUAUGGAUCAGAUUAAAAAUAAAGACUCCGAUAGAUCCAGCUCGCCGUCGACUGCACGAAGUCUCAUCGAAGAAUUUGAUCAGUACUACAAAGAUCUGCAGGAGGAUCAGAAGUCACCGCCUAGCUCGCCAGACCACGACAGCGAUCAUUCUAGUAAGGUUUAUGAAAUUAAAGACUCGAGUGUGCAGUCAGUGAUCGUUAAAUUGGAUAAUUUAGAAGAGCGAUGUAGUCAAACUAUUUCAACGCAAGAUGUAAGCUCAUCUCCAAGUUUAGAACAUUCGUGUGUUUGCGAGGUUGCGUCUGUUGAAAGUCAGUGUUCAUUAGAUAAGGAGCCAGUACUUACUAGUCAAACGCCGACCGGCCCGCUGCCUGUGCCGGUCGGCGCCGCUGCUGUCGUGGACAGUCAGCCUCCAGAUGUUCCUACCUGGUUACCACCGAAGUCAACUGCAUCCUCUGCUUCAAUUUCAGAGACAGACAGCGUCAGUAGUCAGUCGCUGUGCGGGUCCGUGUCUUCGUUAACGACGCUCACGGCGCCGGUCCAUGUUGAGGCAGAGGAACUGCGGAGACAACAAUUAGAGAUAGAAAGAGAGAUAAAGGCUUUAGAACAACAACAAUGUCGGUUGCUGGUUGUAAGGGAGAUUCCGGACAAGCCGCCACCACCUUACACUCCGCCUACAGAAACUCGUGCCCCAAAACCACCGCGCAUGUUCACUCCGGACGAAAAUUUAGAAGAAAAAGUAGAAAGGCACAUUACGGACCCAGAAGGCAGUAUAUCUGACCCAUCAGAGGCCUUCAACGUAUUUGUGCAAGAUUUUUGUCAGGAAUCUCUGGAAAGGCAUAAACACGAGCAAAGUGAUAAGCCUUGGGACGCAUGUAAUCUAUUGCCGCAGAAGCCGCCAGUGGAAGUUCAAGAAUUGGUAGAGAAAACCACUACAGAACUGAAGGACGUGCUCACCAGCGUCCCGCCCACUACCGUGUCUGGAGUUUCGAGUCGGCGGUCUGACCACAUCGACGACAUACUCUUCGCUGAGUGGCGACGCUGCGAGCCCGAGUGGACGGCGCUGCACGCCGACGAGGCUAUAGUUAAGAACCAGAUCUUUGAAAGCAUCUUCCAGAAAAUUCUUACCGAUACAAUCGAUGAGUAUAAGAAAACCGUACAAUGCGAGGUAGUCGCAACUGAUUAA
Messenger RNA from Spodoptera littoralis (African cotton leafworm), 3867 nucleotides. The record is from the annotation of a GenBank genome assembly. NCBI's taxonomy places the organism in Eukaryota, Metazoa, Arthropoda, Insecta, Lepidoptera, Noctuidae.